ACAGAACCGGUAAUGGUAUUAGGAUGGAUAAGACAUAUGUGUUUGAGUUCAAUUCGAAGGCGAUUACCGCGCACGGAGGCCCUAUUUCUUUACCACCCGAUUUGACUUUUCAAAACGUUCUCAGGCUAUCUCUCGAUGGCAACAGCUCCGUCAAUCUACCUCGGCGUAUAGUUCUCAAGAAGGAGCUCACCGACAACCCGGAUCUCUUUGACAACGAGCUCCGUGUAUAUCGCCAUCUCCAAAGCUUACAGGGAACGGUUAUACCUGAAUGCUUAGGUCUUGCAAAAAUUGAUGGCGUAAGGGCUCUAUUGCUAUCCGACAUAGGAGGUGUUUCUAUGCUUGAUUCGGGGAUGCCGCGCCUCGAGCAAGCGACACUGGAACACAAGCUGGCUUUUCCAGUUCGCCUAAUACGUCAAUCUGGUGUACACCUUGGUGAUUUCAAAAUGGGCAAUGUACAUUGGUGCGGGGAUGCGUUUUGUGUUCUGGAUUUUGAACAUGCAGAGAUUCUCCCAGUGAACUCCAAAUUUGAAGAAGCAGAUGUUCAGAAGCAAGUGCAGUAUGUUAGCGAGCCAUUUUUGAUGCGCCAAGAAGCGUCGGCGAAGAUGACGAGAUUGAUACAGCGCAAGCGCCUCAGUCACCGUAAAGAUCAAAGACAGCGGGGUCUCAAAUUCAAAGCGAGCAGUAGCGUCUGAUACUAGCUCGUGAUUCUCUUCUAGAAAUCUACAAACUCUCAACUCC
Colletotrichum navitas is the source of this 738-nucleotide messenger RNA. RefSeq lists its product as uncharacterized. The transcript is spliced from 2 exons. The coding region runs from base 24 to 692 and encodes 222 amino acids. Lineage: Eukaryota; Fungi; Ascomycota; Sordariomycetes; Glomerellales; Glomerellaceae. The record is from RefSeq and is a predicted model, not a curated record.